This is a messenger RNA of Symphalangus syndactylus (siamang), 2820 nucleotides long. RefSeq names its product caspase 9 (gene CASP9). NCBI's taxonomy places the organism in Eukaryota, Metazoa, Chordata, Mammalia, Primates, Hylobatidae. Gene Ontology annotation, biological process: apoptotic process; intrinsic apoptotic signaling pathway in response to DNA damage; proteolysis. Gene Ontology annotation, cellular component: cytoplasm; cytosol. The record is from RefSeq and is a predicted model, not a curated record. Gene Ontology annotation, molecular function: cysteine-type endopeptidase activity.
CGCGGGGCGGGUUCUGGGGCGGGCCGGUGAUGGGAGGCUCGGUCCUGGGGGCGGGGCGAGGCGCAGAGGUGCGUCCUGACGGCGGGGCGGUGACGCAAGAGCGACUCCUGGGGGCGGGGCGAGGCCUUGGAGAUGCGUCCUGAGGCGGUGGAGCGAAGACUGACCCGGGGCAGUGACGCGAGGGCGGGGGCGGGUCCUGGGGACUGGGGCUGACGGUCGAGGCCCGGAAGCGGACUGAGGCGGCCUGGAGUCUUAGUUGACUACUCGCCAUGGACGAAGCGGACCGGCGGCUCCUGCGGCGGUGCCGGCUGCGGCUGGUGGAGGAGCUGCAGGUGGAUCAGCUCUGGGACGCCCUGCUGAGCCGCGAGCUGUUCAAGCCCCACAUGAUCGAGGACAUCCAGCGGGCAGGCUCUGGAUCUCGGCGGGAUCAGGCCAGGCAGCUGAUCAUAGAUCUAGAGACUCGAGGGAGUCAGGCUCUUCCUUUGUUCAUCUCCUGCUUAGAGGACACAGGCCAGGACAUGCUGGCUUCGUUUCUGCGAACUAACAGGCAAGCAGCAAAGUUGUCGAAGCCAACCCUAGAAAACCUUACCCCAGUGGUGCUCAGACCAGAGGUUGUCAGACCAGAGAUUCGCAAACCAGAGGUUCUCAGACUGGAAACACCCAGACCAGUGGACAUUGGUUCUGGAGGAUUCGGUGAUGUCAGUGCUCUUGAGAGUUUGAGGGGAAAUGCAGAUUUGGCUUACAUCCUGAGCAUGGAGCCCUGUGGCCACUGCCUCAUUAUCAACAAUGUGAACUUCUGUCAUGAGUCCGGGCUCCGCACCCGCACUGGCUCCAACAUUGACUGUGAGAAGUUGCGGCGCCGCUUCUCCUCGCUGCAUUUCAUGGUGAAGGUGAAGGGCGACCUGACUGCCAAGGAAAUGGUGCUGGCUUUGCUGGAACUGGCGCGGCAGGAUCACGGUGCUCUGGACUGCUGCGUGGUGGUCAUUCUCUCUCACGGCUGUCAGGCCAGCCACCUGCAGUUCCCAGGGGCUGUCUACGGCACAGAUGGAUGCCCUGUGUCGGUCGAGAAGAUUGUGAACAUCUUCAAUGGGACCAGCUGCCCCAGCCUGGGAGGGAAGCCCAAGCUCUUUUUUAUCCAGGCUUGUGGUGGGGAGCAGAAAGACCAUGGGUUUGAGGUGGCCUCCACUUCCCCUGAAGAUGAGUCCCCUGGCAGUAACCCCGAGCCAGACGCCAUCCCGUUCCAGGAAGGUUUGAGGACCUUCGACCAGCUGGACGCCAUAUCUAGUUUGCCCACACCCAGUGACAUCUUUGUGUCCUACUCUACUUUCCCAGGUUUUGUUUCUUGGAGGGACCCCAAGAGUGGCUCCUGGUAUGUUGAGACCCUGGACGACAUCUUUGAGCAGUGGGCUCGCUCUGAAGACCUGCAGUCCCUCCUGCUCAGGGUCCCCAGGUUGACACCUCCCGCUCCUCCACUGAUGGAGCUGGUCCUCAGUGCCAGCGCAGGAUGGCUCUGUCCAGACCCUGAAGGCGGGUCAUGGGCCCCUCCCUGUACCCUGUGAGGAUCCUGCAGUCUUCUACUCUUGACCCUCAAGAAUUGUGAACCCCUCCUUGUACAUCGCCUUCUCAGGAGGCCCCAGUGAGGAAACAGAUAGGGAAGGGUGGCCUGAUAGGCCCAGUCCUACUCCAUGGAAACCUGACUCAGAGCAGUUGCUUCCUCUGAGGGUCCCAUAGCCUUGUGGCUGCCUUGGGGAGGCAGGACGUGUGGGCCCCUGCUGCUCUGCUCAGGUAUUCAUGCCAUGAGAAGGGGCUGCGGGGCUGGGGCCACUCCUUACUCCUUGCAAAUAUUUCAGUCUGAUUUGAACUUUAUAAAUUUGGAAAUUUUGAAUUUUGAGUUUUUUAAAGGUGAAGUUGAGGUGCGUGUUCUUUAAGCCCUCCUGCUGAAAGAGGCUGCAGUUUGAGCUGUUUUUAAGGUGCGAGUUGAGUGGACAUUCCCUCCAGCCCCUCUUGAAUUCUUCCUUCAGUCCAGAGAACUGAACUCACAGAGCUCUCCAUGGUCAUGUCUUAUAGGUCGCUAAUGCUGUUUCGGUGAAAGGGAUUUAUAAACAGAUGCCUGGUUGCUUUAACUUCCUCCGGAAGAAACUUUUCUUUAAAACGUCCUAAGGCCAGGGCCCCUCACCCUGCCUUAUCUUGCACUCCAAAGCCUUCCUGUCCCAGGCCUGAAAAUGGCUGAGGCCUGGACUUUCCUGCAACUCAAGGACUUUGCAGCUGGCACAGGGUCUGCUCUUUUUCUGCCAGUGACAGACAGGCUCUUAGCAGCUUCCAGAUUGGCGACAAGUGCUGAACAGUGGAGGAAGAGGGACAGAUGAAUGCCGUGGAUUGCACGUGGCCUCUUGAGCAGUGGCUGGUCCGGGGCUAGUGACUUGUGUCCCGUGAUCCCUGUGUUCUCUCUAGAGCAGGGAUUAACCUCUGCACUACUGACAUGUGGGGCCAGGUCACCCUUUGCUGUGAGGCUGUCCUGUGCAUUGUGGGAUGUUCAGCACUGUCCCUCACCUCAAUGCCAGUAACACGUCUUCCUGAGUGGUGCCAAACAAAAAUGUUCUCAGGUGUUGCCAAAUAUGUCCUGGGGUAUGAAACUUUCCUCGCCUGACAACCACUGGUCUGUAGGGAUUUUUGGCUACACACAAACCAGUAUCAUAGAUCAGCAAGCUGGGGCCUACUAGAGUCUGAACAGCUGUAAUCUGUGAGUUCUAAGUGAAGUUUUAAAAAUUGUUAAUUUUUCCUAUAUUGCAUUAAUCUUAAAAAAUAAAUCUGAGGCAAAUA